Molecule: messenger RNA, 3429 nt
Organism: Archocentrus centrarchus (flier cichlid)
Lineage: Eukaryota; Metazoa; Chordata; Actinopteri; Cichliformes; Cichlidae
Gene: hspa4a
Product: heat shock protein 4a
Exons: 20
Coding region: 166-2697 (843 amino acids)
Biological process (GO): protein folding
Cellular component (GO): nucleus; cytosol
Molecular function (GO): ATP binding; ATP-dependent protein folding chaperone
Source: RefSeq, a predicted model, not a curated record
CGUAAAUCUCGCGAUGGCUGCGGGCGAGACGUUACUAAGGUAGACUUUGCUGCUGCAGCCUGCCAGCACAUCUCAGAGACACCGGCAAUAGCCAGUGGUGUGGAUAAUGAGUAGAAAAAUCCUACUGUGUACAACGCUAAACCCAGGAGACACAUAUCGCUGAAGAUGUCAGUGGUGGGAUUUGACUUGGGCUUCCAAAGCUGCUAUGUAGCUGUAGCCCGAGCUGGAGGAAUCGAGACAGUCGCUAACGAGUACAGCGACAGAUGUACACCGUCAUUUGUAUCGUUUGGACCCCGAAAUCGUUCAAUAGGAGCUGCUGCAAAGAGCCAGGUGGUGACCAACUACAAAAACACAGUGCAGAGUUUCAAGCGAUUACAUGGCAGGGCGUUCACAGACUCUUACGUCCAGUCGGCCAAGUCUAACUUGGUGUACGAGCUGGCUUCGAUGCCCUCUGGGGCCACCGGCAUAAAAGUGAUGUACAUGGAAGAAGAGAGAGUAUUCAGCACUGAGCAAGUAACAGGCAUGCUGCUGACCAAACUGAAGGAGACUGCUGAAAGUGCGCUGAAGAAGCCGGUUGUAGAUUGUGUCAUCUCGGUGCCAAGCUAUUUCACUGACGCAGAGAGGAGGUCUGUCAUGGAUGCAGCUCAGAUCGCAGGCCUCAACUGUCUGCGGCUAAUGAAUGAGACCACUGCAGUGACUCUGGCUUAUGGAAUCUACAAGCAGGACCUGCCAGCGCCAGAAGAAAAACCCAGGAUAGUGGUGUUUGUGGAUCUGGGCCACUCCGGUUACCAGGUGUCAGUUUGUGCCUUCAACAAGGGAAAGCUCAAGAUCCUGGCUACUGCGUUCGAUUCCGACCUCGGUGGUAAGGACUUUGAUGAUAUCCUGGUCAACCACUUCUGUGAGGAAUUUGGAACCAAAUACAAGCUGGAUGUGAGGUCCAAGCCCCGCGCGCUUGUACGGCUCUACCAGGAGUGUGAGAAGCUCAAGAAGCUGAUGAGUGCCAACUCCUCUGACCUCCCUCUCAACAUUGAGUGCUUUAUGAAUGACAUUGACGUGUCCAGUAAACUUAACAGAGGGCAGUUUGAGGAGAUGUGUGCGGGGCUGCUGGCCAAAGUUGAGGGUCCCCUCCACAGCGUCAUGGAACAAGCCAAGCUGAAAAAGGAAGAUGUAUAUGCAGUGGAGAUUGUGGGUGGCGCCACCAGAAUCCCCGCCAUUAAAGAGCGGAUCAGCAAAUUCUUCGGCAAAGAGCUGAGCACCACCCUAAAUGCAGACGAGGCCGUGGCCAGGGGCUGCGCUCUGCAGUGUGCCAUCUUGUCACCAGCUUUCAAAGUCCGAGAGUUCUCAAUUACAGAUGUUGUCCCCUACUCCAUCUCCCUAAAGUGGAAUUCAGCUGCAGAGGAAGGACUGAGUGAUUGUGAGGUUUUCCCAAAGAACCAUGCAGCUCCGUUCUCUAAAGUACUGACCUUCUACCGGAAAGAGCCAUUCAGCCUUGAAGCCUACUACAACAAUCCCAAGGAGCUGCCUUACCCUACAGCCACUAUAGGCCAGUUCCUGAUCCAGAAUGUGGUUCCUCAGGCAUCAGGGGAGAGCGCUAAAGUCAAGGUGAAAGUUCGGGUAAACGUUCACGGCGUCUUCAGCGUAUCAAGCGCGUCGAUGGUUGAAGUGGUAAAAACAGCCGAAGGAGAGGAGCCAAUGGAGACAGACCAGAUAGUGAAGGAAGAGGAGACCAAAAUGCAAGUGGACCAGGAGGAUCAGAAACUCCAGCCCGGAGACAAUGGAGACAAGAAAACAGAGACCGAAGAAAUGGAGACAUCGACAGAGGACCCCAAGCAGCAGGAGAAGAAGAAUGACCAGCCUCCUCAAGCCAAGAAACCCAAAGUAAAAACGAAGACACUGGAGCUGCCGAUAGAGAGCAAUUUGGACUGGCAGCUUUCCAGGGAAGAGCUGAAUGUGUGUGUGGAGAAUGAGGGUAAGAUGAUCAUGCAGGAUAAGCUGGAGAAGGAGAGGAACGAUGCGAAGAACAAUGUGGAAGAGUACGUGUACGACAUGAGGGACAAACUACACGGCAUCCUGGAGAAGUUUGUGAAUGAAGCUGAUCGGGAUUUGCUCUCAUUAAAACUGGAGGACACAGAGAACUGGCUGUAUGAAGAUGGAGAAGACCAACAGAAACAAGUUUACAUUGACAAACUGGCUGAACUGAAGAAAAUUGGCCAGCCUAUCCACGAGAGAUACCUGGAAGCUGAAGAGAGGCCGAAAGCGUUUGAGGAGCUUGGCAGACAAAUCCAGAUGUACAUGAAGAUAAUUGAAGCUUACAAGGCAAAGGAUGAGCUCUAUGAUCAUCUGGAUGAGCUGGAGGUGACCAGGGUGGACAAGCAGGUAAAUGAUGCCAUGGUCUGGAUGAACAGCAAGAUGAACCAGCAGAACAAUCAGGACCUCACCGUGGACCCAGUGGUCAAAGUUAAAGAGAUCGAGGCCAAGACUAAGGAGCUUUAUUCAGCAUGCAAUCCAGUGCUGUCCAAACCCAAGCCCAAGCCCAAAGUGGAGCCUCCCAAUGAGGAGAAGACGGAGAAUGGGCCGGUCAAUGGGCAGGAGGGAACAGAGAGCCAGCCAUGCAACCCAGAUAAAACGACAUCUGCCGGAACAGAACAGCAGACAAACACACCGGAGAAAAAUCUCCCUGAAAUGGACACUGACUAGCUGUUUCUGCUGUAGCCCCAAAGUUUUACCUUCAUCCUGUGACUCGCCCCCAUUCUGUCCUUCCUCUGAGAUUAUUAUUGAUGACGCAGUAGCCUCUCUUCUCUCAAAGACACAGAUGGCAUCAUCCCUAAUCAAUACUACUCAUCAACCAGCCUCCUUGGCAUGUUGUUUCUCAUUUUCUUUGAAUGCAAAAAAUAUUGCGUAAUAGUAAUAUUGAAUGGACUACUUUAUAACAUGAAAGUUAUGAGCGUGGGAUGGAAGCUGCUUUCUCUCUGUGCUGCUUUGGUGAGUGUAUUGUUAAAGAUUUCCAGAGCAAAUGUAAACUAUGAAUGUCAGAUUUGAAGAAUUGUAAGUAAAAUAGCUCUUCAGGAGAAAACUAAUGCUAAACAAUAUUAAUGCAAAUAUAAAAUAUUGAGGUAUGUCUAAGUAAAGUACAUACAGAGGCGUUGGUAAGUUAACGUAGAUUGUUCGUGGAAAAACUGCAUUUUUUUUUUCCCACCACAAACAAUUGUAACUUUGGAUAUAUUUAGUUUUAAGAGGAAGCACAGCGUUUUUGUUGAGUUUACUUGUACUGUAUGUUUAAACUAUAUACAACAAGUUACUGUCAUGCAGUAUUUCAUUGUUGGGCUUUUCUCAUUCAAAAGCACUGGUCUGUUUGUUGUUCUCUGGUAGCUUUUUAUUGUUUUUUUUUUUUUGUUUUUUUUGUACUUAACAGUGUGAAUGCUGGUUCAA